AUGUGUUUAAAAAGAGAAAACAAAAAAAAAAAAAAAAAAAAAAAAAAUUUCUUUCUGAUGUCGAAGCGACCUAAAGGUUUAGAAAUUACAGCGCAGAAUUUUGAAGAUGGUUCUCCUAAAGACCCACCUUCACAUAGCUUACCUUCUCAAUCUCAGCCUGGGAGAUUAGAUAUUCCGUCUAACUCCCAAAUGGGGCACCCAGUUGCCCCUUCUUCCCCCAAUUUUGUCUCCUCAAAUUUGAAUUCCCAAAAUAAAAGUUCUCAACAAACAAUUGGUCCAGUACACGACCCAGCCUUAAUUCCUUCUCAGCAAUCAACACAGCCCGAGCCUAACCAUGCCAAAGUAGUUGAUUAUGCUGCUUUUGCUAGGUCCAUUCACGCUGAAAAUUCCAAGCAUCCCAAAUAUAGGGAGCUUAAACGUUUGGAAUCUGCUCAUUGCCCUAUCGAUCUUUAUGAUCUUGCCAAUAGAAACAAUAAUAUUAAUGUUCCUAAGACACAACUCACAGCAGACAUUAGUCCUAUGUAUGAAUUUGCUACUUCAGAACAAGUAGUCAAUACAAUUUAUUUUACAUUAAAUCAGGCCAGAGAUAUUUACCAAGAACAGUUAUCGGAGUUAUCUGCCUCCUUUUUGGCUGAAAUCGCUAACUAUGAAAGAGAUCCUCAGCGUUAUCUCCAGGAUCACGAACUGAUCCCAAAAUGGUCAGAUGACUAUACCCUUGAUAACUUUUACGAGUCUCGGGCUAUGUCCGAGAUGCUUCAUGCUUGUACCUACUUCGAAAUAGAUAAUGAUCAUAGGCUUUAUCUUGAAGCUUUUGAUCUUACAUACAUUAAGAAAGCGGAAUUUGAACACUUGAAACAGCUACUUAUUGACGAAAUAGAACGAUUAAACUUUGUUGUUGGGGAUCACAGUUUUCAAAUUCAAGUCGACGAUAAGGUCGAGCACAUGUAUGUCGCCUCGUUUAGACUCCCAUCCAUCUCAUUGCGGAGUUGUGUACAAUAUUUCCGAGAAUUUCUCGAUCCAAAAGAUGAAAUUGUUCAUGCAAGGAUUCCGGUUUUCUCUCAUGAAGUUAUGAGUAUGAAUCCAGGCUAUGUUAAUGCAUAUUUUAUUCUUAAAUUAAAAGGGGAUAAAGUUCCUCCGAAGCGAAAAGUGAUUUUACAAAGGAAUUAUUCGGUGAGAAUUCUCACGAAUCUUUCCCAUUGUGUUUAUUGUCACUCCAAAUCUCACACCCGGUUACAAUGUCCUGAAGCAGGAGAGUGUAAUGCAUGCGGGCAACUUGGUCACCGUGCUUUGAACUGUGAAAGCCGGAAAAGGCGUGGCCCAGCGGCCGUUCCGAUGAAUGGCCCAGUUAAGAUUUUAACUAAACCAUCGGUCGAGACGUCCCAGAAAGUUUCGGUUGAUGGUCAAUCAAAGGAACAUAACGAUAGCGCCCCUCUGGGUUUUGUUGAUACUAUUUUUGACUCAGACGGACAGGAAAUAUUUCAUAUAGACCCUAAUAAAUCGUGGAAUGACAUUAUGGAAGAGACAGAGGACGGUUUUAUAGAUGGUUCUCAGCUUAACAGACAACAAAGAAACCUCUACAAAAAUAAAUUAAGACAGAUUCAGAAAAGGAAGGCUAGCCCUUCUCCCAGAACUCUGUCUCCAGCAAUUGACUCGAUUAUGGUUGAUAGUGACUUGGUAGGAAACGACUUGGUUGUUUCUGGAGACGCUACUCAAUCGUAG
Messenger RNA from Candida dubliniensis CD36, 1719 nucleotides. Its product is annotated as putative retrotransposon protein. The record is from RefSeq and is a predicted model, not a curated record. Bases 1 to 1719 code for a protein of 572 amino acids. The transcript has a single exon. Gene Ontology annotation, molecular function: zinc ion binding; nucleic acid binding. NCBI's taxonomy places the organism in Eukaryota, Fungi, Ascomycota, Pichiomycetes, Serinales, Debaryomycetaceae.